This is a messenger RNA of Aspergillus sclerotioniger CBS 115572, 1257 nucleotides long. Its product is annotated as glycosyltransferase family 4 protein. The transcript has a single exon. The annotation marks the transcript as partial. Lineage: Eukaryota; Fungi; Ascomycota; Eurotiomycetes; Eurotiales; Aspergillaceae. Gene Ontology annotation, molecular function: glycosyltransferase activity. The record is from RefSeq and is a predicted model, not a curated record.
AUGCCGUCCUUCAACCCCCCAUCCGAUGACUUUCCCAGCAUCCUCAAAGGAAAGAGGAUUCUCCUGACCACCGAGUCAUUGGGGCCUGUCAAUGGCGUCAGUCGCACGACAGGCAAACUGAUUGAAUAUCUCCGUCGCAAUGGCGUCGACCUGGCUGUGGUUGCGCCGGACUUUGCCGGUCAACCAUCACCAUCACCAUCAUCACUAUCAUCAUCAUCACAAGCACAAGAACAACAAACCCUUCGUCUUCCCGGGUAUCCCCUCCCCUACAAUCCAGACCUCUCCCUGGUCUAUCCCUUCCAUCUAGUCAACAAUAUCUUCACGCAAACCUUCCAACCGGACCUGAUCUACAUCGCCAGCCCGGCCUCCCUGGGCUUCCAGAUCCUCCUCCAACUGCGCCAACUACACAACCCCCCGCCAACUUUAUUGAACUUCCAAACCGACCUCUCCUCCUACAGCGAGAUCAUCUUCCCCGGAUGCCUCGCCCGCGUUGCUGUCUGGCUCCUCUCCAUAGUGCAGGGCUACCUCUUCACCCACCCAAGCAUCCACACAAUCUUCUACCCCUGCAGCGCCGUUCUCACUUACCUCAAAACCACACAUAUGCCACUUUCCCGAACCUACCGUCUUGGCCGAGGCGUCGACACUACUCUCUUCCACCCCUCCCACCGCUCUCUUUCCCUCCGACAGACCCUAGCUCCCAAUGGCGAAACCAUCCUCCUAACCGUGUGCCGUCUAGCGCCCGAAAAGGGCUUCGAGUUCCUCGCUGACGCCAUUAUCUCCCUCCUCACCAGUACUGCUAAACCACCAGCAUUCAAACUAGUCAUCGUUGGAGGAAACCGUAACCCGGCUGUUACAUCCCGGAUUCAGGCCCUUUUCUCCGCCCCGGCAAUCAAAGACCACGUCGUCUUCCUGGGCUUCUUGACUGGGAUAGAUCUAGCCCGUGCAUACGCCUCUGCGGACCUCUUCCUGCACUGUUCCAUCACGGAAACCUUCGGGCUAGUCGUGCUGGAGGCGAUGGCAAGUGGAUUACCCGUUAUCGCGCGAGAUCAAGGUGGUCCGUCGGAUAUCGUCCGGAACCAGGAAACAGGGUAUUUGGUUCCGCAGACAGAUGUGGCAGUGUUUGCAGGGUUGGUCGGGGAGAUGGUUCGGGAUGAGAGACUCAGGGGAAAGUUGGGGGUUAAGGCGCGGGCAUAUGCGGAAGAGAUGACCUGGGAGAAGAUUAAUCGGCGGGUGGCGGGGAGGAUGGCGGAUGCGGUG